AUGAAUCAAGAGUUCGCCGACGACAACAAGGGCAUGGUAUUGGCCCCCGACAUCAGACAGUCGGAUCACGCCACUUCGUCGUCCACAAUCAGCAGCAGAUCGGGCAUCCCAGCUUUCCGAACGCCCGGAGGCAGCACAAGCCAGAAAAGAGUACAGUACCGGGCACUUAGCACGAGCCUCGGGUGGCUUUAUUAAACUUAACAGGUUAAUUAACACUCGCCAUCCGAGGUUCUGUUAAUUGUCGUGUGAUUACCUUGCUGUGAACUAUUGCAGUGUUUGUUUCUCUGCACUCUAUCACUAUCCCAUGCACUUUUCCUUAUCACUUCCGGUUGUAACUGCGACUGUUUAGGACACGGUCGGGAUUCGCAUUACCACCAAGCGGCGGUCAUCGAAGUUGGAGCCAUGGUGCUCCAGAACAUGUUCAGUGCUCUUUCGUUCCUACACUACAGAAAAGAUGACGACUUCGUAG
This is a messenger RNA of Bursaphelenchus okinawaensis, 469 nucleotides long. NCBI's taxonomy places the organism in Eukaryota, Metazoa, Nematoda, Chromadorea, Rhabditida, Aphelenchoididae. The record is from the annotation of a GenBank genome assembly.